Molecule: messenger RNA, 3300 nt
Organism: Acanthaster planci (crown-of-thorns starfish)
Lineage: Eukaryota; Metazoa; Echinodermata; Asteroidea; Valvatida; Acanthasteridae
Product: BAR/IMD domain-containing adapter protein 2-like
Biological process (GO): positive regulation of actin filament polymerization; actin crosslink formation; plasma membrane organization
Cellular component (GO): cytosol; nucleoplasm
Molecular function (GO): protein binding
Source: RefSeq, a predicted model, not a curated record
CGUCGAGUGCGCACAUAGAAGUACAAUUGCUCGACUCUCGCCCUUGCACCGUGUGUUAUUAUUUCGCUCUGCCGUGUAAACUGCGGCAAUUUUGAGCAAGAUGACGAUGUCUGCGGGUGAGCAGCUUCAUCGCAUGACAGAAAAUGUUUAUAAGAACACAAUCGAAGGAUUUAAUCCGGAGAUACGGAAUCUUAUCACUCUUGGCAGAGCGUAUGAGAAAGUCUCCCAAAAUGUCACACAAGUUGCCAAAGAUUACUUCGAUGCUCUCAUGAAGGUCGGCGAACUUGCUAGCGAAACAAAAAGUGCAAGACAAUUAGGACAGUCCUUGCUACAGAUUGCAGAAACUUACAGACAAAUAGAAGCAGAAAGGGAAAUCAAGUUACAUGCUUUCAGGAAAGAGUUGUUGAAUCCUUUAGAAGCCAAAGUAGAGACGGACAUCAAGGCAGUACUGCAAGCUCAGAAGGCGUACCUCAGCGAGAACAAAGUCAAAGCAGAGGCUGUUGAAAAAUGCAAAGGUGAGCUGAAGAAAGUUCAGAAGAAGGCUUCCAAGAACCACAGCGAGAAAUAUGUAGAGAAGGAACAGAAGAGCUCAGAGGAACUUCAGCAUCUGACCAAACAGCUGUAUGACUUCCGCAAUGAAGGUCUCCGAGAGGUGUGGCUGGAAGAGAAGAAACGGUACUGCUAUCUUGUGGAGAGAUAUUGCUCCCUGGUCAAGAACGAUGCUGCAUUCUUUGGCAAAGCUCAGAGUGUGUUGCGCCAUCGGAUGCCCAAAUGGACCGAGUCUUGUGCCAAGCCAGAGAAGCUUAACGAAGAAUGUGAAGAUACGCUGAACACCGUGUUCUCCGGCCCUCUCGGCAACCCUCUGCAGAUGGAGCUAAGGACCUCCAAACGCCUCUAUGAACGCAACAUCCUUCUUGCUCAGAGCGAGGAACAAAAGGAAAAAGAAAGAACCACCCCUGUACACUCACAUGAAGCUCCAGAGAGACCAGCCUCAGCUGACAUGGCUGAUGCCCACACAUCAGCGGCUAGCUACAGCGCCACCUUGCCAAACCCCCGACGAGACAAAGGCUCCGGAAUGCGACACACCAAGUCUAUGAUCCAUAAACUUCCCCAAGGCGUAGUGUCGACUUUGCCACAGAACGCCUACCUGCGUCGAGUCUCGGAAGGAGCGGACAACAUUGCCAUGGACGUACAGAAGAUGACCAAAGUGCAAGCCCUCUACAGCCACAUUGCCAGUAGUGAUAGCCAACUCAACUUUGCUGAGAACGACAUAAUUGCACUGGUUGGGCCGAAGAACAAUGGCUGGUACUACGGACACAAUAUACGCACCAAGCGCAGCGGCUGGUUCCCAAUAGCCUACACACACCCCAUACAGACAGCACUGACCCAACAGAAUGGUGGAACCAGCCCCCUGCCUCAUCAGAGCCCUAGCCAGAUCACCAACCAGUCUGGUGCCCCACCUCUCCCUCCACUCAGCACCAACCCAGCCUUCAAUAAGGGCAUGGCAGCCAGCAUGGACAACAUAAUGGAUGGCCGUAGUCAGUACCCGUCACCGGACUACCACAGUGACCAUCACAGCCCUGGUGUGGCACCUGCAGCAUCCACUAUGUCACUCCCACACUCACUAAUGCCAGGGGUACCGACUGACCAGCAUGGAUCUCUGGUGGAAGGUCAUGUGUCAGAUGGCACCAAUGGUUUGGGUCGAAGGUCACCAACCAGCAGUGUGUCCAGCUCGGCAUCUUUGCCUACCCACCAUUCGAAGGAUACCGCCAGCAUUGAAGAAGAGGAGGGAGAUAGUGCUUCGUUUCCGGGUGUUCAGCUACGCAAGACAGUCACCAAUGAUAGAUCAGCACCCAUGAUCCCCAAGGACUACUCAAUGAAUGAAUAUGCAAGCUCAGCUAAGUAGAUUAGCUCGCAAUUUGAAAAGUAGAAUACUGAAAGUGAAGUUAUCAAAGAGAGGAAUACAGUGAGCCAGAAGUUCUACACAUCUCACAGAAGCCUUUCAACCAGCUUAUGCCUAGACCUUCAUGCUAAGAUAGUGGCUGAGAUGAUGUUCAGCUCUUCCACAAGUGCCUUCCAAGAUUGAAGUGAAAAAAAAAGUUAUAUACAAAACUAAAUCUAUCUCUAUAUAUAUUGUAGGAAAAAAAGACAGCUACAAUUGAAAAAUGUUUAUCCAUAUUUUGACACAGUUUUAUUUUCAAACAACUCAAAAGAAUUAAGCAACUCCUACUUUCCAGUAAAAGUGCUAAAAAGGUUUCAUCAGACUUUAUUGGGUCAUUACUUUCACUGUAAGUCACAGAAGCUUAAAUUCCACAACUUUGUUCAAAAACAACUCAACAAUAGUUUGUCUGAUUUUUCAGUUACGUACAAGAAGUAGAAAAUUAGUCCAGGGUGUAGCAUAUAGAAAAUUCAACCUGACAAAGUCUAUUUUGCAUUAAAAGAGAAAAAAUGCAAAGGUUUUGCUAUAAGACUUGCCUUUUAAGGAAAUUUUAUAUCGCAAUUCCAUGUACAUACACAAGAUUUGACACCAUCCAUAUACACUGCAUGAGUGCAACAACAGUAUUAUCCGUUAAAAAAUACAAGUGUGGACAUUUUUUUGUCAACAAUGUAACUUUGAUGAAAGAUUAUAUAUAUAUUGCACAUUGAUCACAUUAUUUUCUAAUGCAUAAAUCGUAACUUGUGUGCUUGAAAACAGUUCUGUUGUCAUUUUAAUUAAAGUGAUGUUGUGCAUGUACCCAAAUCAUAACUUUUUAUGUUUAAUAGAAAACAUUUUAAAGUAUGUUUGUGUAUUUUAAAGAAGCAGUUACAAAACAGUUGAUGAACUCAACGUCUAACUCUUUGUAAAGUUUUUUAAAAAGUGCACUUUUUUCAUGGGUUUGACUCAUUUCAAGUUCAAUAAAUGUAAAAAAUGUCAUUUGUUGAAAUGUUUGCUCUUUUAAUUGCAACAAUAACAGCUGGGCUUUGUGCCGGAGAUAGUUUAAAAAUUUAUUUAACAGACAACUAGGAUAAAGACUUAUGUCUUCUAAAUGUUACCUUAAUAUAUACAUUGUGUUGUGUACAGUUAGAUUUUGAUAUCUAAGUAGAAUUUUGACCAAGUAUUGCCCAACCUGAAUUAACCAUUUCCAAUUGAUCAACGAUCAUACCAUUUGAUUGUAGUUGCCCUGUGUACAGAAAAUGCAUUUACUUUGAAUAAGUUAUACACAAAAUUAUUACCUUUGUUUGGCUCAACACUUUUAUAGAAAGUUUGUUAGUUUGUAAGAUAUUUGCACAAGAACACUCAUAUUGAACACUCACAUUGAA